UCAGCAAGGGUUUCGAAGGAAUCAUCAAGCCCCAUUCCGCCAGAAUUUGCCAGUGAUUAAAAGGCAGCCAAAUAAGAAAAAUCAACGGAAAAAUAAAGUAUCUUCUAAACCCUUUACAACAAAUGGAAAUCAGAAGAUAAAUAUGCAGCCAAUUAGAAAAAAUCACUUAAAAAAUAGGACCUCCCCAAGACCAUCAAUAAUAAGUGGACAACAGAAUUUAAAGAAUCAGUCAAUUUCACAAAAUCACAGCACUACCCCAAGACCAGCAAUAAUAGUUGGUCAACCAAAUUUUCCUCUCAAUGGUUUUAAUGCAAACCUACUGGCAUUUCCAAAUGCAAAUAUGCACAUUGGAGGACAUCCAAUGCUUGUAACCCUGGCCAACCCAAACCAACCAAACGAUACACCAAAUGGUCGCAUAUUUUCAUUCGGUCAAAAUAGCCCUGUUUCGGGUGGUACUACACCAUUGAAUUUUAUGGGUCUUGGCAACAUUUUGCAAAACACCUUCUCCACUGUGGAAGAUAUUAAAAAGAAACCCUUGAAACAAAAGAGACGCAAGAAGCGUCCGACGAGGAGGCCAAAACCUACGAAAAGACCAAAGCCAACAAAGAUCCCCAAGCCGAUCGUGAAGCCACCAAUUAUUAUUCAGCCGCCUCAUAUUAUAUACGUGCCGUAUUGUCCAAAUAAACCUACAACCACCACAACAACAACCACAACGCCUGCUCCUACUACAACAUCAACCACGACGACCACAACUACACCACCGCCUCCAACGGCCACUACCACAAGCACAACAACUACUACAACAACGGAGGCCCCUACAAGUUCGAGCACAUCAUCUUCAACCACAUCGACUACUACCACAUCUACAACCACAACAACAACAACUACUACUACAACGACAACUGAAGCGCCUACGGAAGCUCCAACCGAAGCGCCAACAGAAGCCCCCACCGAGGCACCAACUGAAGCUCCCACCGAGGCACCAACUGAAGCUCCCACUGAGGCUCCAACUGAAGCACCCACCGAGGCACCUACUGAAGCACCCACCGAACCACCAACCGAACCACCACCAGACGAAACGACAACCACCACCACAACGACGACAACCAGACGUCCACGCCCACCAUGGUGGCCUUGGGAUAACAGAAGAAGUUCGUUAUUAAGGUCGUGGUCAUGGAAUUUGAGAUAUCAUGAUUCCAAUUCCAAUGAAGUGAAUUAA
Molecule: messenger RNA, 1219 nt
Organism: Musca domestica (house fly)
Lineage: Eukaryota; Metazoa; Arthropoda; Insecta; Diptera; Muscidae
Exons: 1
Coding region: 143-1219 (358 amino acids)
Source: RefSeq, a predicted model, not a curated record